AUGGUUCUCGGAAGACUGGAUCGACCGGCUGAAGUUUUUAUGUUAGCUGUUCUUGUGCAGGGAACGACCCAAGGGAAAUAUGACAAUGAGGAGGAUGAGGAUGAGGAUGAAGAAGAAGAAAAAGAAGAAGAAGAAGAAGAGGAGGAGGAGGAGGAGGAGGAGGAGGAGGAGGAGGAGGAGGAGGAGGAAGGGGAAAUGGAUGGGGGGAGGGAAGAGCGAAGAACCUGA
This is a messenger RNA of Penicillium manginii, 228 nucleotides long. RefSeq lists its product as uncharacterized. The record is from RefSeq and is a predicted model, not a curated record. Bases 1 to 228 code for a protein of 75 amino acids. NCBI's taxonomy places the organism in Eukaryota, Fungi, Ascomycota, Eurotiomycetes, Eurotiales, Aspergillaceae. The transcript is spliced from 2 exons.